Molecule: messenger RNA, 351 nt
Organism: Pseudomyrmex gracilis
Lineage: Eukaryota; Metazoa; Arthropoda; Insecta; Hymenoptera; Formicidae
Exons: 1
Coding region: 1-351 (116 amino acids)
Biological process (GO): DNA integration
Molecular function (GO): nucleic acid binding
Source: RefSeq, a predicted model, not a curated record
AUGGCAACAAAUCGUACUACAGUCGAAAAACAACGUCUCGUAGAAGAAUUGCAUGCUCCGGCAAGAAGAACUUUUCCCCGUAGACGCGUUAUCGUACGCGGGUACGAUGAUCUCUGGCAAGCGGAUGUGGUAGAGAUGCGUCCGUAUUCGCGUUUCAACAGANGCUCCCACUACAUACUUACGGUUAUCGAUGUGCUGAACAAGUACUCGUGGGCCAUACCGCUUAAGAGUGAGACUGGAUAUAAAGUCUCCAAAAGUUUUGCAGGGAUAUUUCGGAAUAACAAACGAUGUCCAAACAAUUUGCAAACUCACCGUGAAAAGGAAUUCUACAAUAUAGAUGACAAACACUGA